GAUUGAAAUUGCAUUGAAGCAAAAAAGGUCGGGUGUUUCUUUACUUUAUUGGGAUUCAACCAUUGAACAAGGUUUACCGAAUCCUCUUCUGUCCAAUCUAUGGGGGCCGACAAUGUUGGGAAAUGGUGAUGGUGAUGUAACAACGGGACCUUUUGCCAACUGGACCGCCACUGAUGGUAGAAAACUUACACGCGCUGCUCAAACCAUCCCAAAUGAACUCACUACACCAGCUGAUAUCCAGACAAUUUUGGACAAAACAAGAUAUGAUGAAAUAGCAUGCGGCUCAUUUGAGUGCAUGCUGUUGGAGAAUAUACAUGGAAAAGCCCAUAACUAUGUUGGUGGACACAUGGGAGAUAUCUUUUUCUCACCCAAUGACCCAAUUUUCUGGAUGCAUCAUACCUAUGUUGACUGUAUCUGGGAGGAAUUCAGACAAAACAGCCAGGAAACAAAUGUUGCUACCGAGUACCCGGGUAGCUUUGGACAACCACCCCAUCAUCCAGAAGCGUUGAUGGCGCCAUUUAAUGACUGGGUCGCAUCUGUCAAAAACAUUGAAGGGUUGAAUACGUUUAUUACAUCAGCCUGUUAUAAGUGCGAUCGGCGUCCGAGAUGUCCUGAUUGCAGCAACACUCCUAAUUUGUAUUGUGACAGGUCUGACAACCGAUGUAAGCCAUAUAUAAAUCCAAAUGACUGCGGAGAAGGUACGGCACUAGUCCCUGCAGUGAUCUAUUGCGACAAACCUGUAUAUGGGAACAAAAAUUACGGGGUGAACGGAGUCUAUCUUGAAACCGAAGGUGUAAGUUAUAAAGGGCGGAACCAGGUUUACUACUUUGGUGAUUACUAUAAUUACUAUAACAUACCACGAUCAUCGAACCCUUCAAAUUAUAGGCCAAAAUAUGCUGGGUAUUUUCCAACUCGUCGCCCAAGAACGAAGUACUCUGCGGCAGGUCGUAAAAAGAGACAAACGGCAAGUGUGCAAUAUCGACCAAAAGCUUACACAUCAGAUGGACGCCAAUGCAAAAUUGAAUGUUUCAAAGGAUACAGGGGACAGACUCCUACGUAUGGUGCUUGCCCCAACAGCAUUUACAUCAGAGGUAC
Molecule: messenger RNA, 1095 nt
Organism: Owenia fusiformis
Lineage: Eukaryota; Metazoa; Annelida; Polychaeta; Sabellida; Oweniidae
Source: the annotation of a GenBank genome assembly